ACAGUUACUUCCUCAAAAGUGCGAGAAAACAGUUUUUAGUUCGGAACUCGGAAAAUUUCAUUUUUACAAGUGAUAAAAUGGACGUGAAAUGAUAAUUUUGGUACAAUACAAAUGAAGAUUUCUGUGUGGUGUAAAAAAACAUCAAUUGUGACCCUUACGUAUAAUAUUCAAAAGGAUUAGAAACAUUGGAAAAGGAUUCAGUAAAGUGUUUAUAUUCUGCUGCAUUAGGAUGGAGACCUCCGCUGCUUGCCUGACAUGCAUAAAGAACUUGGCUGAAGGAGACGGAUCUCUCAAAAUAAACGAAAAUAAGCACAUUCAAACUGCUUUGAGUAAACAUUUUUGGUUCACGGAAAGUCACUAUCUCAGUGGCACAAUUUGCCAGAACUGUUGGAACAAGGUAGAUGAGUUCCACCGGUUCUACUGUGAGGUAGAGAAGCUUACCUUUUUCGAGGUUCAAUUGCUGGAGAUCAAACAGGAGGAGGUGGAUUUCCAGCCAUCCUCUCCGGAACUGGUGGACCCAACAAAGGUUGAGGAAGGCGAAUACAAUUUCUGUUCGGUAAAGGAGGAGGAUUCGAGCGAUGGGGAGCUAAACAGGGAAACCAGACAGGGCAAAAAAGCGAAACGUACGAGAGUGCAGAAAAGAGAGCUAGACGAUGUCCAGGAAUACGUUUCGAAACAUAUGAAACUGAAAUGUGACACAUGUUCCAAGCAGUUCAAAACGUUCGAUCAUUUACAGAGGCAUUCCCUGAAGGAACACGGAAAACGUGCCACUGUGGUGUGCUGUGAUCUCAGGCUCGCAAUCGCCUAUCGAUUCGUGGAUCACAUUCGGUACCAUCUGAAUCCAAGCCGGUUCAAGUGCCAGCAGUGUACGAAGAGAUGCGUCAACAGGGAAUCAUUGCACAGGCACGUUCGAACAGCCCAUUCGCCAGAGCCAGAAGAGCCCGUGAGCAAACGAGAAGAAGUCGAUUUGCAGCCUGUGAAGUUGGUGGAUCCUAUCAAAACUAAGGAAACGGAAAAGCCUCCGGAAUCGGACACUAAAGUAGAAGAAACCGUUGCAGACAUACUUGUCGAAGCGAACCAGGAACUCGAUAACAGCGAUAACAAUGAAAGUAAUGACGGCAAUAAUGAGGAUGAUUACAAACAAGAGGACUAUUCGAAUGAGUCCGACAGCUCGGAGGAUGAUGCUGACUCUGAUGAGGAAAAUGCGGAUAAUAAUGAUAACGAUGAUGAUUACCAGGAGGAAGAAUUCCAAAUUGGCAAACGAACAAGACUGAAAAGUUCAGAGAUGGGGGAAAUACAGGAAUACGUAUCGAAGAACAUGACGCUAGAGUGUGACACCUGUUCAGAGCGUUGUGAAACUUUCGACGACUUACAGAAACAUUCCCAGGACAAACACAAAAAACGAGCAAUCAUUCGGUGCUGCGAUUUCAAGCUCGCCAACAGCUACCGAUUUGUGGAUCACAUACGGUUCCAUUUGAAUCCGGAUCGCUUCAAGUGUUCUCAGUGUGAGAAGAAAUGUCUCAAUCGGGAUGCGCUGAGGAGGCACGUCCAAAAGGUCCACACCCCGGAGGACGAAAAGAAGCAUCACUGCGCAGUGUGUUUCACGAAGUUCUCCACUCGGAAGGCGAUGGUCAGGCACUCGAAGGUGCACGAAGAGUUCGACCCGAAGGAAGGUGGUGGCACCAGGAAGCGCAAGUAUGUGGAACGAGCCAAACGGGACAUGGAGAACGAGAAGAUGAUCGCAGAAUUCAUUAAUCUGGAGUGCGAUUCGUGUCAUAAGAAGUUCGACACGUUCCUAAUACUGCAAAAACAUUCAAUGCUGGAGCAUAAGAAACUUUCGUAUGUGUUCUGCUGUGGUCAAAGGUUUAACAAAAAACCACGUCUUGUAGACCACGUCCACUUUCAUCUCAACCCGACCAAAUUCCAGUGCAAGAUCUGCCAAAGAAAACUUCCACACACCGAGUCACUUAGGCGGCAUAUGGACAGAAACCAUUCGGAAGAGGCGAAAACCUUCAAGUGCACCAUGUGCCCGAAGAUGUUUACGCACAAAAAGUUCCUCUCUAUUCACGAACGGUGGCACAACAGACGGUGGCACUGCGACAUAUGCGAUAGGCGAUUCAUCUGCGAAGCCAUUCUCAAGCAGCAUCAUCGCUCGGUGCACACCAAAGAGCUGAACUACGUCUGUCACGUGUGCGCCAAGACGUUCCACAUCUACUCGACGUAUCGGUCGCAUCUGGAGUCGCACGACGAAACGAUCAAGAAGAAACCCCAGAAGCCGCCGGUGCAGUGUCAAGUUUGUCAAGCAUGGACUCCAAAGUUGUCGCAUCACAUGCGGCUGCACUCGGGAACGCGGACGUGCGAAAUCUGCGGACAGGAGUGCAAGAAUGUUAUCGCCUAUCGGUACCACACGAAGCAACACCAAACGGGGGAUCACAUGUGCUCCGUUUGUGGGAAAGGGUUCAAGAAGGAACUUUCGCUGAAGGAACAUAUGGCGUCGCAUACCGGGGUCACGCUGUACAGUUGCGACUUUUGUGAACGGACGUUCAACUCGAACGCCAACCGGGCCGCGCAUCGGAAGAAAAUGCACCCGCAACAGUGGCUCGAGGACAAGCUUAAGAAGAAGUUGGCACGAUACGGUGGAACGCUACCGCCGGAGGCAGCGGAGACGGUGUAUGUACCGAAAUACUUUAUCAUCGUAUCGACGAUCAGCACCGCCGAAAGUGAGAAGCAGCUCAGUGCUCAUCUACUCAUUUGUCUGCUCACCAGUUUGCCGUUCACUCACGUCACCUAUUGCAUGGAAGGUCCCCAACCCGGGACGCAUAGUCAUAUACUGGUGAUGCGACGGUACCAAGAAGGCGGUAAAAGCCAGACGCAAGGCCCUCCGAGCGCUGUUAAAAGCCAAAAAACGUCUUCCAGCCGACGACCCACGCCAGCUACCACGCCGCCAGAAAUGACUGCCGACAAACUCUGCGCGAAGCAAAAGACAAAGCCGGGACCUACUUCCUCGUCGGCAUCAACCCGGAACAAUCCUCGUCUAGUGGUACCAAUGCCGAAGAGUCAAGGCCCUGCAAACGAGGCGGGGUGUUACCGCUCCAUAGCCUUAACAAACGUCGGCUACAAAAUUAUGGAGCGGAUGGUAAACCGACGGCUAACCCCCUUCCUAGAAACUACUGGUAAGCUUGAUCAUCGACAGCACACUUUCCGACCCGGCCGUGACACCAGGACCUACCUCGCCUCCCUAGCCCAAAUCAUAGAGGACGCGAAAGCCCAAGUGGUCGAUCCGCCGAAUUGCCGUCAGAUCGUCAAGCGUCGCUCAUUUUACGAGUACUACAAUAUCGGACACGUGGUCCCAGGUAUGUCUCCGUCAUCUCUCCCCAACAACGUGAUCUGUCCUCCAACAACAAUGGGCCCCAACGAAAAACAGCAUUUUGUCUCUUUUCCGGAGAACUUGGAAAACGACUUCGACGAUUUUCCUGAUGCCGUAGCGUACGACUACCGGAAAGCCGACCACGAAAGUAUUGUCGAAGUGUUGGGAAGUAUGGACUGGAGUUCGAUAUUCUCCAACGACAUCGAGAAUGCUGCUUUUACUUUUUCGCACGUCUUGGCCUACUUCUCUGACGUUUUCAUCGACAAGCAGCUGUCCGACGCCGAAGUUACUCUCGCAGCGAAUAACGUCCCACUGUUCGGCCAAGCACUGAGCAAUAUCGACAUCGACGCCGAAAUGAUCUCGACUGCAGCUUCACGACUCAAGCUUUCAUUUAACCCCGGCCCUGAUGGUGUCCCCUCUGCACUCCUGAAGAAAUACAUUUCUAGUUUGCUAACACCUCUGCUUGCGCUGUUUAGGCUAUCUAUCUCCAAUGAACCAAUUAAUUUCGAUUAUAAGCUACUUGACUCCACGAUCGAACUCAGGAGGACUCAGGUGAAAGAUUUGGGGGUUAUCAUCGACUCCCAAUUCACGUACAAGCUGCACAUCUCAUGUGUCGUGGACAAGGCUUCCAGAGCGUUAGGAUUUAUCUUUCGCACUACAAAGGACUUUUCCGAUAUUGAUUGUCUGAAGUCCUUGUACUCCUCGCUGGUACGUUCUAUACUGGAAUACGGCUCCGCAGUGUGGAACCCGAGCUAUAACAACGGUUCCGACAGAAUCGAGUCGGUGCAACGCCGAUUUUUGCGUUUCGCACUACUGGUCGAUCCGCCGAAUUGCCGUCAGAUCGUCAAGCGUCGCUCAUUUUACGAGUACUACAAUAUCGGACACGUGGUCCCAGGUAUGUCUCCGUCAUCUCUCCCCCAACAACGUGAUCUGUCCUCCAACAACAAUGGGCCCCAACGAAAAACAAGCAUUCCCAAUCGUCUGGCGCAGCAGCACGGCCACCUCAAUCUCAAAACACUCACCGUGGGCGCUCUCUCGACAGACUUCCGUAAAGAUAACCUUCAAACUUAUUACCAGAAUGCAGGCGGCAUCAAUUCCAAUGUCCUGGAUUACCACCUGGCCACUUCGGCCCAAUGUUAUGACGUGAUGGUGUUAACGGAAACCUGGAUCGAUAGUCGCACACUCUCUAAUCAAGUAUUCGAUUCCGGUUACGAGGUACACCGCUGCGAUUGUAGUUCACGAAACAGCAGAAAGUCUUCCGAUGGUGGUGUUUUAAUCGCAGUAAGAUGUGGUUUGAAGGCUAGAGUCAUCGAAAAUUCUGAAUGGGAACGCUUAGAGCAGAUCUGGGUGACCAUCGUCCUGCAAGAUCGCCUCCUUCAUAUUUGCGCUGUUUACAUUCCUCCUGACAGAACUAGAGAUCUGGUUUACAUCGAUACUCAUUGCCACUCUGUUUCAUCUAUAGUGGAAAAUAUGGCCUCAAGCGACGAAGUUAUUGUUCUAGGAGAUUUCAAUUUACCCGGUGUCUCAUGGAAACCAUCUCACAAUGGGUUUCUUUAUCCUGACGGCGAACAUUCCACUUUCCAUUCCGGGGCAUUGAAGUUAAUCGACAGCUACAGCGCGGCGACGCUAGUUCAAGUUAAUCACGUCGUAAACGAAAAUCUAUGUUUUGUGAGUGCCAGAGACGUCGCUCCAUGCAUCUACAUGACCCCUGCUCCUUUGGUCAAAAUCGUCCCGCAUCAUCCACCUUUAGUUGUCUCUUUUCCGGAGAACUUGGAAAACGACUUCGACGAUUUUCCUGAUGCCGUAGCGUACGACUACCGGAAAGCCGACCACGAAAGUAUUGUCGAAGUGUUGGGAAGUAUGGACUGGAGUUCGAUAUUCUCCAACGACAUCGAGAAUGCUGCUUUUACUUUUUCGCACGUCUUGGCCUACAGCAAAAUCAUUGAGCUGGCUGAUUUCCUCGAUGAGAGAGAGAUCGACGUGGCGUUCAUCACGGAAACGCACCUGAAGCCCGAGGUGAGUGUACAUAUUCCGGACUUCCGUGUGGUGAGACUCGAUCGGUCCAACUCCAGGGGAGGAGGUGUGGCUAUCGCACUGAGGAACAACGUCAGUUGUCGUCUGCUGCCAAGUCUGCAGCUUAAGAUCAUCGAGGCUGUUGGGAUAGAAGUCACCACUCUCAUCGGAGUAAUCACCCUCAUCGCGGCCUACUGCCCAACUCAAGCCAAGGACAUCGAUGGUACAUCGACCGCCCUUCGGGGGGACAUUGUCAAGCUUACGCGGCGGCAAGGUCAGUACAUCAUUGCCGGUGACCUAAACGCGAAAACUCAGCUCGGAUUACUACCCGGUGGUGUGGUGGUCGAAAUCGGUUCUUCGAUUAACCGUCACCAACUCUCCAGAAGGAACUACCAUCGAGUGAGCUGGCAGCGGUUCCAGCAGUGCGUUGACAACACCAUCGACUACGAGGUGCGUCCGGAGAUGCCAGAAAGUGAAGAGGCAAUCUCGGUGGCCAGAGAACAGCAUGUUCCAAAGGCUCGUCAGUUAAUCUUAAACAUAAAACUUAGAACUUUUAAAAAGAGCAAUGUAAAUCAGCUUAAACAAUUUGUGCAAAACACGAUAGUAAACAUUAACAGUGAUGCCAAAGCUGUUGAAUUUUCUCAUAUAGGAAGGGGAAGGACGAUACCUAAGGGCACAGAAUUAGACAGCUGGGGCAAACAAAAAAGAAAAGCCAAACAAUUAAACAAAAGAAAAAUAUGUUUGUUUUCCAUUAUCAGUCGUAAACUUGUCAAAGUGCUGCUGAUUAUUAGCAUCGUUGGAAGAAAAUACUCCGAAACGAUUAUGUCCACCGUGGAACCAUGUCUAACGUGUUUCCGCAAGACGGACAAUUAUCUGCGCAUCACGGACGACACCAAUUCCGACGACGUGGAGCGGAUUGUCACCACUCACUUUUGGUUUUCGGAAACGGAAUGUUCCAGCAGUGUGUUGUGCACCAGCUGCUGGGAGAAAAUUGACGAUUUUCAUAAAUUCUACUGCGAGGUGCGCCGGGUCCAUUUGGAUAAUGAGGCCGACGAUCCGUCGGCCGGAUUGCAGAUCAAGGUUGAACCGCUGGAAGGUGCAAUUGUGGAUACGGCAAUCAAGCGAGAAGAUGCUGCCGAUUCGAAGAAAGUUGUCGAUGCUGAUGCUGAGGGGGAGGAUGUGGAUCGACUGGAAGCCAAAGCAACGGAACUUGAUGAAAUAAAAGACGAGGAAAGUGAAUCGGAAAAAAUCGUUGAGGUGCCAGUCAAGAAGAAGCGAGGGCGCAAACGGAAAAAUCCGGAAGUUGUAACGGCGCCGAAGCCAAAGGUGGUAAAACCGGUGGAAGUUAUUGUAGAGCCGGAAGAGGAACCCCAGACGGAUGAUGAUUCCGAUUGGGAACCACCGCGUGAUGAUGACUCCGAUGAAGAACUGUUGGUCAACAUAAAACGAACGAAAGGGGAAAAGAAACCGAGGAAAAAGUACGCCAAACGGAAACCGAGGAAAGAGGACGUGGAUCGGUCCAUGAUUGGAAAAACAAAGGCAACCAUCGCCAAGGAGGAUGAGUUCAUCCGAAGAUACUGUCCAAUCUUUUGCGAUAAAUGCAACUUCAGCUCCGACACGUUCGGCGAGCUAAAAUAUCAUACCACAACUGUGCACAACUGCAAUCCGAUGGUCGUUUGCUGCGAUCACAAAUUCUACAAGCGAUCGUUCCUCUACCAGCAUGCCCAAUUUCAUGAGGACCCGGACAAGUUCAAGUGCGACAUUUGUUCCAAAACUUUUCACAGUGGUCUGGCACUGAGACUUCAUCAGGACUAUGCCCAUGUGAAGGACGAGGAGAGAAUCUACAAGUGCGAUGUUUGCCAGGCAAGUUUCGCCAAAGCUUAUCAUCUAACGUCCCACCGCUUGAAGCACACCUCGAUCGCGGAGAAGCGCUUCUACUGCGUCGAGUGCGAUAUCGCGUUCCGAACCAACCAAUCGUACCGGACGCAUUUGCACUCGAAGCACGGGGCGGCCGCCAAGUACGUGUGUGACAUCUGCGCACGCGGUUUUCGCCAGCGGUCCGAUCUGCUAACGCACCAGCUGACGCACAGUGCCGAGGGGCUGGAGAAGCUCAAGAUCCAGUGCGAGCGGUGCCACAAAUGGAUGAAGAACAAAAAGUCCAUCUGGACGCACCGGAAGAUCUGCCAGAGCACGGGGCCGAUCGCGUGCGAUAUUUGCGGCAAGAUGGCACCCAAUCCGGCGCAGCUCAAGAGCCACAAGAAGUACAUGCACCACGACCAGCGGGUGCACCAGUGCAGCUAUUGUGAGAAGGCAUUCAAAAGGCCGAUCGAUUUGAAGGAACACGAAACCAUCCACACCGGUGAGGUGCUGUACACCUGCAAUUUCUGCACGAAAACGUUCAACUCCAACUCCAAUCUGUACUCGCACCGGCGGAAAAUGCACCCGGUCGAGUACGCCGACUGGAAGCAUGCGCUGCAAAUGAAAAAGCAACCGGCGGACGUGCAAGCGGCCACGACGGUCGCUGCAACGGCUGUGGGAACAACCGCGGUUAGCGCUGCGACUGCAAUCGCAAUUCCAGAGCUACCUCCGUUCCUUCCGGGAUUGAUUCCCGGUGGUGUGCUACCGCUGAUGUCAUCGCAACCGUCCGAGGACGGAUCAGCUUACUCCUGAGCAAGGGAAGGUUGCGACGAUUUUCCCGGUAAGUACGUAGUAGUAAGUAAAUAAGAUUUGUGUGUUUCCUAAUCCGAGUUGGUGACUGUACUGUACAUAAUAAAGUGAGCUCUGAAGUCA
Armigeres subalbatus is the source of this 8170-nucleotide messenger RNA. RefSeq lists its product as uncharacterized. The record is from RefSeq and is a predicted model, not a curated record. Lineage: Eukaryota; Metazoa; Arthropoda; Insecta; Diptera; Culicidae. The coding region runs from base 230 to 8050 and encodes 2606 amino acids. Gene Ontology annotation, cellular component: nucleus. The transcript has 18 exons. Gene Ontology annotation, molecular function: zinc ion binding.